ACAAAUAUUACUGUAGAAAAAGAUAUAGAAUAUGCAAUUAUUGUAUAUUUUACAGUAAAAAUAUAUUAAACUGUAAUUACAUUUACAGCAAUUUAAAUGGUACUGUAAAUAUUGAUACUGUAAGUUUAAUUUACAGUAAGUUACUAGUGAACUGCUGCCAGUAAGUUACUGUAAAUUCUACAGGACAUUUUUUACAGUGUAGCAUUUGCCAUGUGGUUGAUGCCCAAUGUCGCUAGCUGAGCAGAAAUACAUUAUCAUGUUUCGCUUGGACCCUUCAAAGUCAUGUUGGAUUUCCUCCUUAAGCUUUAAGGUUGAGAAGUGCCUGGACUUCGCUGUCAGUCCAUCUAUCAGUGUUUUCCAUGUUCGUAGAGUUAGUUUGUGAAAUAAAUAUGUAGGCUUUAAACCCCAGAAACAUUUCUCCUGGGCAAAAUACCUUUAUAAUGACUUUCUAAGCCUUGUGUUUUGUUUUUUUGUUUUUUUGUGGGAGGAGCAAUAGUUGGGCACUAUAAAAACCAAUGCAGAAGCUUUCUGCCGCUGCAGAUGAAAAGGAGACUCAAGAGGAAACCAAAAUAACAGACAAACAGGCUGCUAUCACAGAAAAAACAGGAGAUUGUCCAGAUGGAAAAAAGCCAGUCAGCUGUUGACAACAAUCAAAAAAUGGCAAUAGAAAGCACAAAAAGCAAAGAUGUUGCAAAUAUUAUAAAGAACAACUGGAGCAGUAAAAUGGCUGAUGGAAGCAAUGAAAACCUGCCCAUGUUUAAACUCAAACUGUCUGAAACAUGGAAGAACAGUGACGGAUUCUGCAGAAGAAGCACAUUUGGGACAGAAAACAUCAAGAAAAAGAACAAGACCAUCAUGAUGAUCGGAGCCACUGGUUCAGGAAAAACCACUCUAAUUAACAGCAUGAUCAACUACAUUCUGGGAGUGCAAUGGGAAGAAGACUUCCGGUUUGUGCUGAUAGAUGAAGGGAAGGAGAAAUCCCAGGCUGAAAGUCAGACUUCAGCGAUAACGGCAUAUCAAAUCAAUUACAUGGAUGGUUUCAAGAUUCCACAUUCUCUGACCAUAGUGGACACACCAGGAUUCGGUGAUACCAGAGGAAUCUCUCAUGACCAGAAGAUCACAAAGCAGAUUCAGGAGUUCUUCUCUAAUCCAGGAGGGAUCGACCGCAUUGAUGCCGUGUGUUUUGUAGUCCAGGCUUCACUUGCCCGUCUGACGCACACACAGAAAUACAUCUUUGACUCCAUUCUCUCCAUAUUUGGGAAGGAUAUUGCUGAAAACAUCUUUGUGCUGGUCACCUUUGCAGAUGGGCAAACACCUCCUGUUCUGAAAUCUGCAGAGGAUGAGACGUCUGUCUUUAACCAAAUGUUCUGGAUGAUGGGACUUUCUAGCAUGAAAAAAUUCUUCAUAUCCCUCCACAAGAUGGAAACCAAGAGCUUGUCUCUGACACGGGAGGUCCUGAAAGAGCGACAGCAGCUGGAAGUGCUUGUGGAAGGUCUCCAGCCCCAAAUCAAUGCUGGUCUGAUGAAACUGGAUGAAAUAAAGAAGACAAGAGCAGCUCUGGAGCAGCACAAGGCUGAGAUGGAUGCAAACAAGGAUUUUGAAUAUGAAGUAGAAGUAAAUGCUCCAAAACAGAUCGAAAACAACACUGACUACUACUUGACCAACUGCCAAAAGUGUAAUUUCACAUGUCAUGAGACAUGCAAAAUUGCAGAUGACAGAAAAAGAUUUUUCUGCAGUGCCAUGGCAGAUGGAAAGUGCACAGUCUGUCCUGGAAAGUGUCACUGGAAAGUGCACUUUAAUCAGGAAUACAGAUGGGAAUAUGUGACAGAAAAGAAAAAGGAAACCUAUCAGGAAUUAAAAAAAGCGAUAUGA
This is a messenger RNA of Megalobrama amblycephala (Wuchang bream), 1872 nucleotides long. RefSeq lists its product as uncharacterized. Lineage: Eukaryota; Metazoa; Chordata; Actinopteri; Cypriniformes; Xenocyprididae. The transcript has 3 exons. Gene Ontology annotation, molecular function: GTP binding. Bases 619 to 1872 code for a protein of 417 amino acids. The record is from RefSeq and is a predicted model, not a curated record.